UUACCCUAACCCUAUGAGUGAGGUUAUGAUAAGCAUAAUUUUAUCUUUAAAUUAUUUACAUUUUCUGUGAAGUACUGUUAGAAAAUAAUAAUGGGGAAGAAAGGCUACAACUGGAAAGCGCGACAAGUGGUUAAUACUGUGGUUGAAAAUAGCUCCAAUUCAAAGGUACAAUUGGAACUGACAACGAAGAAAAAUGAGCAUUAUGAUGAUUGUAACACACUUGUUAUUCCAUCAAAGAAAAGGAAAACAGUUAAAACUAAAACCAAUGGACCUGUUGUGACAAAAGUUUUAUCCAAAACUCAGAGGAAAAAAUUGGAAAAAAUAGUCGAACGGAAAAAGAAAAAAGAAAACCGCUCAACAAUUUUAGAAGCUCUUUCCAAAGUACAAGCCCCUGAAGAAUUGCUAAACAAACUAACAACAAUAGCCUCUUUACAAACUAAAGGUUUGAAGCGGCAUAAUAAUGAAGAACAAAAGGCAAUCAAUUCAAUAGCUGGCAGCAGGAAAAAAAGGAUGAAACUGUUGCAGGAAGAGGCUAAAGGACAAAGUUCUCUCCUGACAGAUGACCCCAAUAUUGUUGGGUUUGAUCCAUCAGACACAGAUUCCAGUGCUGAUGAAGAUGUUGAUAUUAAAGAAGAGCCUGAGGACAUUGAUCAAGUAAAGGUAACUAACACGGAACUGCAAAAAGAUUUAAUAAACUCAAAUGAAACCAAAUCCGAAAAUUUAAAUAGUGUCACGAUAGACAUUACAGACGAUAAUGAAAUAAACAAUAAAGUAACACAUGGGGAUAAUACUUUAAAGUUGAAAGAAGAGAAGGAUAAGGUUAUCAAAGUUGAAAGUGUCCCUUCAAUUUUUAUUCCUGUUAAUCGAGAUGAGAAAAUUCAAGAAGGACGAUUGAAACUGCCAAUCCUUGGAGAGGAACAGGCUAUCAUGGAAGCCAUCCGGGAAAAUCCAAUAGUCUUGUUGGCCGGAGAAACAGGCAGUGGGAAGACUACGCAGGUUCCACAGUUUUUGUAUGAGGCUGGCUAUGCAAGCAACAACAAGCUGAUCGGAAUAACGGAGCCGAGAAGGGUUGCGGCGAUAGCUAUGUCUAAGCGGGUUGGUCAGGAGCUGAAUAUGAGCGAAGAUAAAGUCUCCUACCUGAUAAGAUUUGAAGGAAACACGACACCAAACACGCAAAUCAAGUUUAUGACGGACGGUGUACUCUUGAAAGAACUGCAGACUGAUUUUCUGCUGAACAAAUACUCAGUCAUUAUCCUAGAUGAAGCCCACGAGCGCAGCGUGUACACAGACAUUCUGAUUGGUCUGCUAUCUCGGAUUGUACCUGUUAGGAACAAGCGAGGGAACCCUCUCAAACUUAUAAUCAUGUCUGCCACUCUUCGACUUACUGACUUCACGGAAAACACUCGACUCUUCAAAACUCCCCCUCCAGUUAUCAAGGUUGAAUCACGACAGUUUCCUGUAACGAUUCAUUUCAACAAACAGACACCUCAAGACUAUGUGAAGGAAGCUUAUCGCAAGGCUUGUAAAAUACACACUCAGCUGCCUGAAGGAGGGAUACUCAUAUUUCUCACAGGUCAACAAGAAGUGAACCUUGUGGUUAAAAAGUUGAGGAAAGCUUUUCCGCUGCGGUCUCAAAAGCAGAAUAAUCUGGUCAGUGACAAAACAGAGGAAAAAGACAAGGAAGAUGUUGAAGAGGAUGAGGUUGAUGAAGAUUUGAAAGAUGCUAUGAAAAAAGCAAAGCAAUCAAAACGGAAACUAAAGAAAUCUCCUGCUCCUUUGCCAGUGAUUAAUUUAGACAACUAUGAACUGAACCCUCAGGACGACACAGAGGGAGACAUGUUGGAUGAUGGCUCUGAAGCAGAAGAAGGGUGGGAGGAGGAGGAGACGUUCACUACAGUACAACCACUCUGGGUCUUGCCUUUGUUCUCCUUGCUGCCCAGUCACAAACAGGCCAAGGUUUUUGAGCCCCCACCAGAGGGUUGUAGACUUUGCGUGGUUGCGACCAACGUUGCUGAGACUUCCCUGACCAUCCCUAAUGUGAAGUACGUCGUGGACUGCGGCAAAGUCAAGACACGGCUGUACGACGCUCACACUGGCGUGUCUACCUUUGAUGUGCUCUGGACCAGCAAAGCGUCGGCCAAUCAGAGAGCGGGAAGAGCUGGGCGAACAAGUGCUGGUCAUUGUUAUAGACUGUACUCCUCGGCUGUGUUCAAUGAUGAGUUUUGUGAGUGGGCUGUGCCGGAAAUGCAGCGUCGGCCUGUAGAUGAGUUACUGCUGCAGAUGAAGUCUCUCGGCAUUGAUAGAGUGGUCAACUUCCCCUUCCCCUCCCCCCCAGACGUCACGCAGCUACGGACUGCUGAACACAGGCUGACACUGCUUGGGGCGCUGCAGCCGCCCAAGAAAAAAGAUGCUUGCAGUUCCAAGUUGACCCCUCUGGGACAGACCAUGUCUAUGUUCCCUGUGGCUCCAAGGUUUGCCAAGAUGCUGUGUCUGAGUCACCAGUCAGGUCUACUUGGUUACACAUUGGCUAUUGUGGCUGCAUUGUCCGUUCAGGAGUUUCUACUCUCUGGGGACAAACACUGGCUGAAAUUACGACGACAAUGGGCCGGAAUGGGGAACUCAUUGUUGCUUGGUGAUGUGAUGGUGCUGCUGAGAGCAGUAGGAGCUGCCGAAUACGCCAACUCCAACAGUCAUCUGGAGAGGUUCUGUACCUUGCAUGGUCUGAGACACAAAGCUGUGGUAGAGUGUCGUAAGUUACGACUACAGUUGACCAAUCAGCUGAAUCUACAGUUGCCGGGGUUGUCUCUUGUGGUGGAUCCUAAGAUGAUUCCUCCCACCGAUACACAGGCAAGACAACUACGACAGAUAGUGCUGGCAGGUAUGGUGGACCAAGUUGCCCUCAAACUGACAGAUGAAGAACUGACUUCCAGAGGACUACGCAAGGGCAAACCUGUCUACCAAACACCCGAGAUGGAAGAGGUUGUGCACAUGCCGUCAACCUCUGCAUUAUACAAGGCUGCUCCAGAAUGGAUUGUUUACCAGGAAAUAUUCCAGACAGACAAGAUGUACUUCAGAGGAGUGACAGCUAUAGAGCCUGAAUGGCUGCCGGUGUUUGCACCGACUUUAUGUAACUUGUCGUCUCCGCUCACCGAACCUCCGCCCAGAUACAACGAGGACACUGGCGUGGUCUAUUGUCACUUCUCUGGCUCGUUUGGCAAGAGGGGUUGGCCACUGCCGGUGACCGAGCUUGAAUUUCCAGAAGGUCUUGAUCGCUACAAGUGGUUCGCUGUCUUCUUUCUCAACGGAUCUGUUUGUCCAAAACUCAAAAAGUACUCCAAAAAUCUCCUCUCCACGCCUCAGACCAUGGUCAAGUCCUGGGCAGGAUUACAACCAAGGACUGAGAUUUUAUUGAAGACACUUGUUGCUGCCCAAGUAGAUUCAAAGUCGUCUCUACUUGAAAAAUGGGAAGACGAACCAAAGUAUCUCCUGAACGCUUAUCAAAGUUGGCUCCCCGAGUCUGCCCACAAUGAAGUUGCAGUUUUGUGGCCUCCUUUAUAAAAUCAAAACCACUCCUAGCCAAUAUACCUGUCUAGCUCUAUCAUACAAAUGAGUUUUUAAUCAUGAGUUUUAUCGGAGAAUCUUUGUAAUAUAUUUGUUAAAAGUGUUUACAAGUUUAUUUUUGUGAAUUUGUAUAGAUGUAAAUACAGUUAUAUUUUGACUAUUUGAAA
Messenger RNA from Macrosteles quadrilineatus (aster leafhopper), 3728 nucleotides. RefSeq names its product probable ATP-dependent RNA helicase kurz. Gene Ontology annotation, biological process: maturation of SSU-rRNA from tricistronic rRNA transcript (SSU-rRNA, 5.8S rRNA, LSU-rRNA). Gene Ontology annotation, cellular component: intracellular anatomical structure; nucleolus. Lineage: Eukaryota; Metazoa; Arthropoda; Insecta; Hemiptera; Cicadellidae. The record is from RefSeq and is a predicted model, not a curated record. Gene Ontology annotation, molecular function: ATP binding; RNA binding. Bases 91 to 3558 code for a protein of 1155 amino acids. The transcript has 20 exons.